Didymosphaeria variabile is the source of this 708-nucleotide messenger RNA. RefSeq lists its product as uncharacterized. The transcript has a single exon. The coding region runs from base 1 to 708 and encodes 235 amino acids. The record is from RefSeq and is a predicted model, not a curated record. NCBI's taxonomy places the organism in Eukaryota, Fungi, Ascomycota, Dothideomycetes, Pleosporales, Didymosphaeriaceae.
AUGGCCAUCCCGUCCGCAAUUGGAGCGUACAAGACCCACAAACAUCACAAAGCCAAGCGCCUUCUGGAAGCACAGCACCCUGGACUUAUGCAAAAGACUAACGACGACACAUUCAACGCCAACGUCCGCCAGGUCAUGCGGCACUACAGCCGUGGCUCCAUCGGCCUCAUCUCAGCCAGCGUUCUAGCGCCCGUCCUCCCACAUAUGGUUCUCCCCGCGGGUAUUAACGUUUACAUCUUGCACCGCGCGGGGAAAGACCGGGAAGAACUUGCCCAGCAAAUGCAUAGCAAAGGGUUCCGCGUCCGCAAGCGCGAUUUAGCCCGGGGUCUCGCACGCGUCGUCAUCGAGAAAGCGAUUCUCAUCCCCAUGACACUCGGUCACGAUGAUUUGCUGAUCGCGUUCCCAGCCGCUGCGAUCAGCGACAGUGGCUUGUUACAUGCCGACUUGCUAAAUGUAGACGGAAUUCACGAGUUCAAUGAAGCGGUGAACGAGCCUGUAGAGCAGAUACAGGAGGCUCUUGGCAUCCAGACUGCAGAGGAGAGGCUGGAAAAUGUGCAGCAUCUCAGCCCAGAUACUGGAGGUUGGCAUGAGAAUGCGGGUGUGCUUGCGUCGAACGUGGUUAUUGCGGGGUCUGCAGCGGCGGCGGUCGAGUGGGUCGUUGAUCGGCCGUUGGAGUACAGAGAUGAAAAGAUACGAAAGAUCUCAUAG